AACAGUGAACUUUGGAAUUACAGUCACAAUCUAGAAUGUGGGCAAAUAGGAGAAACUUAAAACUUGAAAAGGGGAGUUUUAGUAUCAGCCAAACUGAGUAUUACAUUUUUGCUUGUCUAAACAUUCUGCUUGACACCAGGAUAUCUGGCAAUUUUUUUUUUGAAUCAGUGCAAAUUCAUUUGCUUUCUGUUCCCUUCGGUUGAAUCAUUCUCCACAAUUCACUGAACGUUCCUAUGUGUUGUUGCUGUCAGUGUACAAACAACCUGAAUAAGGUGUGCUGGGCAUCCGUAAGGGCUGAAAAUGGAAUAUGCGAAAAAGUCUCUCAGUUUCUUAUCUUCUAGUUCCAUCUCCAGGUGUGUGUCUGCCAGUGCAUCAGUGACUUCUCACCUGUUGAACAGCGGUCCACACCAAAGACCAUUCAGAGUAUGCAACUGGGAUCGGAGUUUGAAGAAAGGUAUCAUGGCCGGGGGUCUUCAUGAUCUACUGGACAAGGUCCAAAAAUCACUUCAUACAACAUCCAGUGUCUCGCUUCUACUGGAGGAGGAUGGGACCUUCAUUGAAACUGAAGAAUUCUUUCAGACUGUUUUAGACAACACCCUCUUUAUGGUCAUUGAGAGAGGGCAAAAAUGGACACCAGCAGAGAAUAUUGGUUUUCACCUGCGUUUCCCUGACAAAUUGUGUAGAAGAAAAGAUGUUGCCAGAAUAACCUUUGACCUCUACAAAGAAAAUCCACAUGAUUUCAUUGGUGGUCUGAAUGUAAAAGUAACCCUCUAUGGCUCUUAUUCCCUAUCAUACGAUCUUCAAUGUAUGGGAGCAAAGAAAAUAAUGAGGGAAGCCUUGCGUUUGACAAUGUUAACAAUGCAAGCUACAGGACACAUUCUACUUGGUACAUCAAGCUAUGUCCAGCAGCUUUUGGAUGAAGAGGAACAAAGGGUAGCAGGGAAACGCGUGCACCUUCUUGAAUGAAGGACACCUGCCUGGUAUAUUCAUUAAUGACUUUUUCAUACAAGCCUGAUGUUUGGCCCACUUUAUGUAACCAAGUAUUCUAAUGCUGAAUACCAGAAUCGUGAGGAACUCAGUCAUCAGACCUUAAGUGAUGUGGCUCAAUUACUAAAGUUUUUUUUCCAAAAAAAACCUGUCAACCCUGAUCACAGAACCAUGCUAGCACAGAUUUGUUCCUACAUAAGUGGCUGAACCGGUUUAAUGGAAUAAUUAUGCAUUGACGGAAUAAUCACCUGUUAUGCACUAGAAAUUUUCAUAUCAAUGUACAUAAUCAAUUUGAAAUUGGAUUAUUAGAGCUUUAUUUCCCUUUAUGUACUUGGGUAGUGCACAAACCCAGUUGGUUUCUUUUAGCUUCCACUUAUAGGAAACCUAAAUGCACUCUAUCAACAUGUUUUACCUAAAAAUCUGCACUUGUCAUAAGAUUAUUUAUUCAAGGUUUCACUUAAAUCAGUAAUUGCAAUAAUGCUUUAUAAUCUAGGAUUUGACUAUUUAUAACACUACUUUCUGCUCAGAUGGGAAGGGAAUUUCUAUUAGAAGGAUCACAAGCUUUGCUGACUUGCAAUCUGGAUUUACUGUAGUAAGUUUAUUCUUUUAACAGAGCUAAAACUAUCAAAAUGACAAUGAAGUAAUGUAAUCAUGUCUGUCUGUGACAAUAGCAAGUCCUCACCAGGAAAAAUGUAUUAAAAGCAAUUUAGUUGUAAAUCUAAUACUUCUAAUUGAUCAUUAGUAUGUUUGCUUCUAUGUAAAUAUAGAAUGUUUAUCUGAAAUCUAAUCUUGGUGUACUAAUUCAUCCUUCUACUUCACCUUCAGUGAUAUACGGUUCAGGCAAAAUCUGGAUAGUUUUCCAAGUGCAAACCAGACCAUCCACUUCCAAAAUCCAUAGAAAAGAAUGAAUAAAACCACAGGUGAUGAGCUCAGUUUCCAUCUUUUGCAAAACUGAUACAUUUAUGAUUAAGAACAAAAUCUAGAAUAUCGCUCAAGUAGAUAAAAGAUAGUUGAAUUAAGUUGUAUUCCCUUCAUCAGACUUGAUGGAGGUUCCGGGAUGUUAGUAUUGACCGUUUCACUUUCUGUAAAUGCGGAGCAUAUCUAACUUAUGUUAGAACAUAGAAUUUUAGCCAGCAAGUGUUGUGCUGUACUAACUAAAUGGCUAACUAAACAAAUCCCUUCUCUCCACACAAUGUCCAUACUCUCCAAUUUCCCUCACAUUCAUGUGCGUACCAGGUCUCCGAAAGUCCCAAAUGCAUCUGUCUCCACCACCACCCUAAGCAGCGCAUUCAGCACCCACCACUCUCUGCAUGUAAAUACAAACUUUCCUCUCACACACCUUAAUGCAAGCCCUCUGGUGUCAGAUAUUUCAACCCUGGGGCGGAAGGUUUGGAAUACACUGUUCGUCUUCCAUUUCAUAUACAGUAUGUAGCAAAUGUUUGAUUGUAGUCUUCUGGGAAUUCAAUCCAUCCGAAAUGUUAAUCCAUUUCAAAUUAGUUUAAAACUUCACAAUUACUAAAUAAAAAUUAAUUUGUAUUGCU
Messenger RNA from Hypanus sabinus (Atlantic stingray), 2528 nucleotides. RefSeq names its product cell death inducing DFFA like effector c (gene cidec). The record is from RefSeq and is a predicted model, not a curated record. Gene Ontology annotation, biological process: apoptotic process; regulation of apoptotic process. Lineage: Eukaryota; Metazoa; Chordata; Chondrichthyes; Myliobatiformes; Dasyatidae. The transcript is spliced from 6 exons. Bases 301 to 966 code for a protein of 221 amino acids.